Messenger RNA from Lonchura striata (white-rumped munia), 1021 nucleotides. NCBI's taxonomy places the organism in Eukaryota, Metazoa, Chordata, Aves, Passeriformes, Estrildidae. The record is from RefSeq and is a predicted model, not a curated record.
GAUUCCCAGUAUCCCCAGUUGAUUCCCAGUUCCCCCAGGGCCUGGUGCUGGUGCUGACGGGCGGCGCGGGGUUCCUGGGCUCCCACCUGGUGCAGGUGCUGCUGGAGGCGGCGCCGGAGCUUCGGGAGCUGCGGAUCCUCGACCUCGAGCCCGACCCCGCCACGGUCCCGGAGCGCCACCGUGAGCCCCAAAACGCCCAAAAUAUUCCCAAAAAUCAACCCCAAAACGCCCCCGAUUCGCCCCAAAAAUCCGGGGUGCCGGUGCUGAUCUACACCAGCAGCAUGGAGGUGGUGGGGCCCAACACCCGCGGGGACCCCUUCGUCAGGGGGGACGAGGAGACGCCGUACCCCACGCGGCACUCGGAGCCGUACCCGCUCAGCAAGGCCCAGGCCGAGCGCCUCGUCCUCGAGGCCAACGGGAAACCCGUGGCGGGCGGGGCCCGGCUGGUGACGCUGGCGCUGCGCCCCACGGGGAUUUUUGGGGAGCGUCACCCCCUGCUGGAGCUCUUCUACCGGCGGGGGAGGGGCCUGGGGGGGAGGGUCCCCCGGAGCCUCCCCCAGAACGCCGAGCACGCCCGCGUGUACGCAGGCAACGUGGCCUGGAUGCACGUGCUGGCCGCCCGCGCCGCCCGCGCCCGCCCGGCCUCGGUGGGCGGCGAGUUCUUCUUCUGCUACGACGCGUCGCCGUGGGCGCCCUACGAGGAGUUCAACCUGCUGCUGCUGGGCCCCGCCGGGCUGGCGGGGGGACCCCGCCUGCCGCCCCGACUUUUGGGGCUCCUGGCCGGCCUCAACGGGGCCCUGCGGGCGAUCCUGGGCCGUUUCGGGGUGCGCUUCGCGCCGCUGCUGAACCCCUACACGUGGGCCGUGGCCUCCACCCCCUUCAGCGUCCGCACGGCCAAGGCCGAGCGGGACUUGGGCUACCGGCCGCUCUUCUCCUGGGAGGAGGCGCGCGACAGGACGGCGCGGUGGCUGAGGCGGCUGGACGGGGCCUGACGCGGGGGAAACGGGGGAAAUGGGGGAAA